AUGCUCAUGAUUGACCGUGAGGGUGCACAAUCGUCUCACAUGAUGUGUGUUGCCAAGCCGGUAGGUUCCCCAAGAUGGGAUUGUCCUUCGCCCUCCAUUGUCCUGGAAUCCGGUGAUAUUGGAGAUGAACCCAUUGUUGAGGAGCCCUUGAAAGAACUGUUUGCCAACCGCUCUGGACUCGAACGAGUGACGCCCUUUCCCUUCGCGCAGCUGAUUUCUACGGAGCCCAUAUUGUGUCGGAUACGCGAGUGUCAAAUCCCGCAGUGGUACAUCGAGAAGCAUAGCAAGACCUGCGUUGAAUUGCACCGGCUUGAAGCUGAGAUUGUUGAGUGCAACGAGUCUAUUGGCGAGCUCAAGAACACGAUUCGAGACAGUGUGGUUGCCAUGGAUACCCCUUCCCCAGCUUCGCCCCCCGAGUACAGAGGAGUCCCCAUUUUCACGCACUCAAGUUCGCCGAGCAUCCCUGGUCCUUUGCAGUUGUUCUGGUGGGAUUACAUGCAGAGGUUGAGCAUGAAGAAGACACAGCGCAGGUUAUUGGAAUCGCUUGACGGGAUUCUCCUGAUUGCUUCUGAGAUUUCCAUGCCUUCUCUAGAGGAGGGGCCAAAGGAGCCAAUUGGGCAUCAGCGGUUACUUUCGCCAGGAUCGGAGCGGAAGAUGUCCCAGAUCCGUACAUGGUGUCGGCCACCUGUUGAGGAUGCUGCUCUCUCUCAGCUUGCUGAAGACGUAGAGGCACCGGUUGACGACGAUCGCCAAUCAAUUUGA
This is a messenger RNA of Suillus fuscotomentosus, 762 nucleotides long. RefSeq lists its product as uncharacterized. Lineage: Eukaryota; Fungi; Basidiomycota; Agaricomycetes; Boletales; Suillaceae. The coding region runs from base 1 to 762 and encodes 253 amino acids. The record is from RefSeq and is a predicted model, not a curated record. The transcript has a single exon.